Molecule: messenger RNA, 606 nt
Organism: Notolabrus celidotus (New Zealand spotty)
Lineage: Eukaryota; Metazoa; Chordata; Actinopteri; Labriformes; Labridae
Exons: 5
Coding region: 1-528 (175 amino acids)
Source: RefSeq, a predicted model, not a curated record
AUGGGGUUUACUAUCUGGCUGUGUGUGCUGUGCCUGCAGGCGAGCCUGCUGUCACACGCCCUCGACUGCUCAGGAUCAACACAAGGAGAGCUGUGUGUCAGCGGGCAGACCGCAGACGGACAGUACGAUGAGAAGCAGCAGAGGGCACUGCCCUUAUCUGAAGGACUGGUUCUGUUUAGACGUAAGAGACAGCUGGAGCGGAGGGGUCCCACCCACCUGAGCCACUCCAGCCUGCCCGGGGCCGUCUCUGUCAAAGGCUUCCCUAACACUCUCAUCCAGGCUGAUAGGUCCAGACGGCAUUUGGCUCAAACUGCAACAAAGAAAAAGAAUAAGCGUAAAUCCCGCGUCGGCUCCUUUUCCCUCCUCAGCAAUGACAAGAAAACCAACCCCCUACUGGUGACUCGUGCAAAGAGAGAGGUGAAGAUGGAACCUCAAAGAAGAGGGAACUCAGGUCGUUCUGGGGCUUUCUCCGUCCUGGGAGAUCCGCAGACUGACGGACAGACGGAAAGACCCAAAAGAAGCAUUUAGAAGAUGAAUGGGGCUAGAUAAAGCCUGACACACAGCGUGGAUGUCCACAGUUUUGCUCAAUCAUGUUAAGAAAUUGAA